Molecule: messenger RNA, 467 nt
Organism: Phytomonas sp. Hart1
Lineage: Eukaryota; Euglenozoa; Kinetoplastea; Trypanosomatida; Trypanosomatidae
Source: the annotation of a GenBank genome assembly
GGGCAACGCGAGGCUGAUAUAAGUAGCUAAGUUCAACAUAUUAAAUAGGUGUAAUGCCUUGCCGUUUUUGCGGCCAGGGCUUAGAAGCAAAAAAAGAUGUUGAAAGUUCUAUAUGCCCUAAAUGUAAUUCAAAAUUUGCCCGUAUCUGCAACCAGUAUUCCAUAACAUUAAGCGCAGCACUUGAAACAAGUGGAUGGAUUGUUGAGCCCUAUGAGUUCGACGAAGACGAACACAAUUUUACGAAGGAGGCAAAGGGAUAUGUACCAUUUGCCUUAGGCAUUCGAAAAGGAAAUGUUCUAAUUAUUACCUAUAUUGAUAGAUCAGCUCUUUGGGCAGUUUCAAGUCGUCUUAUAUCGGAUUCAAUUAUAGCACGAAAUCUUUCCUCGCCUCUGAAACGAAAAAGUCGUAGAAAAUUCGGGUCCUAAUAUAUUUUGCUGCUGACAAAUAAUAAUUUAUAAUUGUAAAGU